AUGGCACUGCAAGGCUGGCGCUUUUUCGGUGUCUCGGCAACAAUCAUCAUCUAUAUAGGCGGUGUGCUAUUUCUAUCCAUGAACAAUAUACCCGGCUCGCAUCCAAAACGCACGCGCAUCGAGCGCUUUGCCGAGUUUUCCAGCUUUCAUAGUCCCCGAUUCCCGAUGCCCAGUCGCAAGAUGACGAUUCGCUGGUGUCGCGACCUCAAAUAUUUAAAUCGCGAGCUUCCAAAUUACACCGACGACAAGGCCGGCGACUUCUACACUGCUGUGCCCAGCUCGGAUGUGAGUGCCAGUCUCCAGAUGCCAUCGGCUCCGAUGCUGACGGCGCUGGCAAGUUUCCCGGGCAGCGGCAACACCUGGCUGCGAUAUCUGCUGCAGCAGGCCACGGGCAUUUUAACGGGUAGCAUCUACAAGGAUUAUGGCCUGCUAAAGACGGGCUUUCCGGCGGAGAACGUGUGCAACAGCUCGGUGCUCCUGGUGAAGACACACGAAUGGGGAUCCAAGGCAUGGGCGCCCUUCUCCAAGGCCAUACUCCUGGUGCGGGAUCCCGAGAAGGCGAUCAUAGCCGAGUUCAAUCGCCAAAGUGGCGGCCACAUUGGAUUCGCAUCUCCCGAUCGCUACAAGCGCACCAAAGGCAAAUAUUGGCAACAAUUUGUCAGCAACAAGCUCAAGGGCUGGGAACUCAUGAAUCUCAGCUGGGCACGUAAUUUUACGGGCAGUAUUAAGGUUGUGUUCUACGACGAUUUGGUGCAUCACACAGAGCGCGAACUGCGCAACAUUCUCGACUUCCUCGAGUUUCCCGUCAGCGAGCAGCUCAUGCGAUGCGCCAUCAUGCGCAAGGAAGGCAUUUUCCGGCGCAAAAAGCGACUGCUAUCCUUCGAUCCCUACACGGAUGUCAUGCGGGCCGAGCUGCUGGCGAGACGACGACUCGUCUACGGCAUGCUGGGCAGGCUCAAAGACAACGAUUGACGACGAUUGCAACGAGUUCAACGAGUUCAACAAAGCAAUGCUAAGAGACCACCUAAUAAAGAUUAACAAACAGUUCAGCAAUGCACUCCCCGCCAAAAACAAAAACAAAAACAAAAAAGAAUCCCCUGCUUAACAUCAACAACGACUGCAAGCAUUAUUAGCACACUAAAUAUAUAGAUAUAUAUAUAUACUAUGUAGAUCUCAAGAGAUCGAGCUAAAUCAUCCCCAGACAAAGAACCACCCGCCUUGCGCAAUGUUUCGUAUGGUUUGCUGCUUGAACGCAUCUUAGUUGAAAAAUAUAACACAUACGAUAUGCGAUAUACGAUAUACGAUAUAUAUCGCAUGUACGAAUAUUUGUGAAAUCUCUUAGGUUUGUUUUAUACAUAUAUGUAUGUAUGUAGGGUAGAGAGAGGCAGCAGUAGCUGCAGUCAUAAUUCCGAUUUUGAUUGCAACAAGGUAUUAUGAUUCCUGAACGAAUUUAUGAAAUUCAUUAUACGCCAUGUUGUGCUUCAUCGCUCAUAUCCGUGUGUAUUCCAUUGAUAUUAUUCGAUUCGUAUGUACUCUUACUCACAAUCGUAAUCGUACUCUGGUUAUAUUGAAAUCCAAUGUUAGACUAUCCCUUGUAAAAAGUUUUAUACACAAUUCUACAAUAAUUUAUUGAACUACGAAAAACAAUAAUGAACAUAUUAGAUAAUUGUACAAAACGACGACGACAACAACAAAUAUAACAAUGAAUACUUACAACUUUAAAGUUAACCGCAUUUUCUUCAUGUUAAAGGAUAAAGGGCGGAAAAACUAGUUUUCCUAUCAAAGUAUUUUUAAUGGUGGUGACUUUCUAGGAAUGUCCUGGCAGGCA
This is a messenger RNA of Drosophila sulfurigaster albostrigata, 1828 nucleotides long. RefSeq names its product WSCD family member CG9164. Lineage: Eukaryota; Metazoa; Arthropoda; Insecta; Diptera; Drosophilidae. Gene Ontology annotation, molecular function: sulfotransferase activity. The record is from RefSeq and is a predicted model, not a curated record.